Messenger RNA from Zootermopsis nevadensis, 6444 nucleotides. The record is from RefSeq and is a predicted model, not a curated record. NCBI's taxonomy places the organism in Eukaryota, Metazoa, Arthropoda, Insecta, Blattodea, Termopsidae.
AGUACCAUAUAAAACAUGUCCCAGCCCGGUGUUCAACCACAGCUCGAGACCACCAGCAUGUUGAAGGCUCUUCUGUGCUGCCUCCUCGUUGCGGGAGUUACUGCUAUACCAGCUUGGGAGCCCAACAGCCGAUAUGUAUUCAAGGUACAAGGACGUGCACUUACAGUUCUGAACGAAAAUGGCGACCAACAUACUGGAAUUAUGAUUAGAGGAGACUUGGUUAUUGAACCAAGGACCCGGAAAGAACUCAGGGGGGAGCUGUUAGGGGUCCAAUAUGCUUCAGUAAACAUGGUGAUGCCAUCAGGCUGGCAAGAGAUCGUCCCUAAGAAACACCUGAAAUGGCAACACCUCGCAAUGAAUAACAAGCCAUUCGAACUCAAACUCAAGAAUGGUUUAGUUGAGAGUCUGAACGUCUCGGGGUCUACAAAUGAGUGGGAAACCAACAUGUUAAAGGCUAUUCUAAGUCCUCUUCAGGUCAACACACAGGGUGCAAGACUCGUCAAAGACAGUCAGUACACUCUACCUGAAGCUAACUCCAGCAAUGCAGUUUUUACAGCGAUGGAAAGUACGGUGACUGGCGAAUGUGCCGUUGUGUACGACAUCUCCCCGCUACCAGCAAUCGUACUUCAGCAACAGCCGGAACUAGCCCCUCUGAGUAACGCCACUGAUGGAGACAUCUUUGACGUCAUCAAAUCUCAAAAUUUCUCAAACUGCGACGAAAGACGCGGUCUGCAUUUCGGUGUUACUGGACUGGAUAAAUUUGAACCCGGCCAGAACAGCAUGGGCGAAUUUAUGUCUCAUUCUUCGUUGACUCGGGUGAUCAUCAACGGGACCCUGAACAGAUUCACCAUCCAGUCGUCAGUCACCACCAACAAGGUCCUCGUGAACACUGAACUAUACAACAGCCUGCAGGGAAUGAUUGUCAGUAGCGUAAACCUCACCAUUGACUCGAUUGAACCUUCGGAACAAAUCUCGGCUCCUGUGAAUCCUCGAAAUGCCGGGGACCUCGUGUACACUUACAACAACGCAUUCGGCGAUGAACCAGUCGUAAGAAACAAGAGCUCUAGCAGAUACUCUGCAGAUAGUGACAGCAGUAGCAGCAGCAGCAGUAGCAGCAGCAGCAGCAGCAGCAGCAGCAGCGAAGAAGGCUCCAAUAGCACAAGCAGCAGCAGUAGCAGUAGCAGUAGCAGUAGCAGUAGCAGUAGCAGCGAAGAACGAACCAAAGUCGACAGUUCAAAGAAAACAGUUCUAAAGGGCCUGAAGAAAAGAAUUAGUAACAGGAAUCCAAAUGCCAGCGACGAGGAUGACGACGAAGCUGAAACGUCUGGUUCUCAGGAGGCCCAGAAAAUCAGAAGAUUCGGUCGAUCAGUGAAUCGCAAAUCACCCACUAAGAAAGAAUCCAACAAGAAAGGCGAAGAUAGUAGCAGUAGCAGUAGCAGUAGCAGUAGCAGUAGCAGUAGCAGUAGCAGUAGCAGUAGCAGUAGCAGUAGCAGUAGCAGUAGCAGUGAAGAAGACAAGGAACGAAGAAAAUCCACUAAUCCGAAGAAAGUUAAUUUAUCCAAAAAUAAAAAUAAUAAUAAAGACGGGGAUACUAAUGACUCGUCAAACGAUCGCUUUGGAAGAUACAGAAGAUCAUUGGGGUCUAGAGAAGAAUCCUCAAAUAGCAGCAGCAGUAGCAGUAGUGAGGAAAACGACGAGCAGCCACGACCAGCGACCGAUUCUGCACCCGACAUACCAUUUCUCCCAUUCUUUGUGGGGAUUCAAGGAAAUAAAAUUGGUAUUUCCAAAAAAAUUGACGUCGUUAAAACCGUAGUCAAACUUGCCACCAAAAUUGGCAGUGACUUAGAAAAUCCCGGUUCUUUAAUCGAUGAAAACACCCUCGCUAGAUUUACCAUCAUGGCAAGAAUUAUUCGCACUAUGGACCGUAACCAAAUAGCGGAAGUCACAAACGCCCUCCAGUUCCGGGUUCCAAAGAACCCAGAUCGCGGCGACAACAUCAAAAUUACAGCUUGGGAAUCCUUCCGCGAUUCCGUUGCGCAAGCCGGAACCAUCCCAGCCCUUUCAGCCAUCACUGACUUCAUCCGUAGGGGCCUUAUACGAGGAGAAGAAGCAGCUGAGGUUGUCGCAGUUUUGACUCUCGCAGUCCGUACUCCUACUCCCGAUUAUAUCGAUCUAUUAUUCGAGUUGGUCACAGAUCAGAGGACUAAACAGCAGAUGUACCUUAAUUGCACAGCAGUACUUACUUUCUCAGAAGUUCUACAUGAGGUUGCCGUCAACAACCGAAGUGCAAACUUACGAUACCCAGUGUACACUUUCGGUCGCAUGGUUCCUAAGGAAUUUCCUCCCUUGAUAGAGAAAUACAUCCCAUAUUUGGGCAACGAAUUCCGGAAGGCCAUAGAAGAGGGAAACAGUCAAAAAAUCCAAUUAUACACACGUGCGCUUGGAAAUUUGGGUCAUCCUAUGAGUCUCCUUUACUUCGAACCUUGUCUGGAAGGUCGGAUAAAUGUGUCUAGCUACCAGAGACUUCUCAUGGUCUCGUCUUUGAAGAAACUGGCUAACGCAUAUCCCGAUAUCGCCAGUUCAGUCUUACUCAAACUCUUCGAGAACAUCGGGGAAAAUAAUGAAAUUCGUAUAGCAGCUUUAUCCCUAUUGAUGGAAACAAAACCAUCAUCAUUUAUACUCCAGAGAAUAGCCGAAUAUACCGACAUGGAUACCAGCAAAGAUGUCGUCUCAGCUGUCCAAUCCGCUAUAAAAUCUGCUGCAAACCUUCAAGAAACCUUUACGCUACCAAUGGCUAAAAAUUCAGAGGCAGCUACAAAUCUCCUGACGCCUCAAGAAAUGGAUCUUUCAUACUCUACAAAUCUUAUGACAAGUUUCAAAAUGGAGAACGUGAAAAUUGGGUACGAGGAUGUCUUCAGUUACAUUGGAAGCAAGGACAGCGUUUUCCCUAAAGCCUUAUUCUUUAAACUCUUCACUAGUAUAGGUGGUGACACAACUGAGCAAUUAAACAUCGUAUCAAUGUUAUCUAGCGUCAGAGACACUCUAAAUCUCAUGAAAGAUCAAUUUGGAGAAUGGACCGAGCACUGGAGACCUUCAGACAAGAAACCAACACACAAAAAAUCAGGCCCUAACUGGACCGACGAGGAACUUGAUAAUCUCCUGGGAAUUUUAAAGGGGAACAUGGAACAAAUAGAAGGAAGCAUCCUCUUUAACUUAGCAGGAGGUCGGAGGUUUUUGCCAUUUGAUGACAGCACAGUGGAGAAUGUUCCUAAGUUUGUGAAAAGGAUAGCACAGAUGUAUAAACAUCCAUGGAAGUUCAACUACACAAAAAUCCACGACAGAUAUACUUUGAAUCUUGGUUUCCCAAACGCGAUGGGUUUACCUUUUGUUUUCACACUUGAGGUACCGACGAUCGUAAAGAUUGCAGCCGAAACAAGUCUCCGCUCACAACCAGAUCUGUCGCAGGGAUCGGACAAAAUGGUUGUGAUCCCUGAAACUCUGAACGUCACAACAAACUUGCAGUUUACGUAUCACUUCAAACACGAGAGCAAGAUUGGUUUCCUCACUCCAUUUGACAAUACUCAGUACAUCGCUGGUUUGGACAACGCCGUCUUAUACAAUAUCCCGCUGGAAGUUAAGAUUGACGUGGAUCUACGAAAGAACAAUUUCAGCCUAACUCUCAAGCCGACAAGUGACGAGAGCGUAACAGUAAUGCAAUCAAGGAUGCAGCCCUAUACGAGUAUACACGACACCCUUAAUAUUAUCCCCGUAAUGGAAGACAGUCGAACUAAACCAAUUCUCUUGGGACCAACCAGGCAGUUCGAGAAGCUCAUUGGACAGAAGACUGGACUUAUUUUCCGUUUGCAAUCAGAAACAGAUCAAGAAUUUCCAGACAUGAGCACGCCACUUAACAUGUUUAACGCAAUUCCGGACGCCAAAGCUAGAUUUUACUUCGGUUGGGCGAGGCGAGCAAUCUUUUAUAAUAAUGUUGCCCUCGUAUACGAUACAGAACUCAGCACUGCUGACGUUGUUAAAAUAUCUGCAGUUUACGGUAACAACAACGAAGUUGAAGCUGAUUUUGAAGAUGAAGAUAAAUUACCUAAGUCAAAGAAGGUUAAGGGUCGAAUGUCACGAAGUCCGCCGAUGAAACAUAGGCGAAGCAACUUAGAAGAUGAAUCUGAUUUCAACAACCCCGCAGAUCCGGAUUGGAGGACAUUACCUGACUGUCCUCAUCGGCGAAAGGAAUUUCUUUCAAGAUCUGCUUCUGCUGCCGGAAAUGCUACUUCUGCUGUUAUUGACCUCGGUGUGAGAUUCGAGGGAGAAACAAACGCAGAGUUUGUGUUAACGGUGGCUGCUGCUUCGUCAGUAGUUAACGGAAAUAAAAGUCUUCUAGUCUUUCUCAAGACUCAACCAGCUCAAUAUCCAGAUCUCCCAGACAAGCAGCAGUUUCAGAUAUGCUUAGCUUCAAACAUUUCGAUGCCUCAAGUACCAAAAAUCAACUUCCACGAAGCCCUGAAAUUCGAUCCUAAUUCCUCAGUGCGAGCUAUGCUGAGUAUUGGCAAAACAUGCAAAGACGGAGGUACAAUACUAUUAAAGGGCGAGAUGGAACAGACGGAGAGGCGUAAGAAAUCUAUUGCCGAUAGCCCAAUGGCCAAGUUAUGCGAGUCACAGAUGACUAAAAAGAAUUAUUUGCUACCGGCCUGUCGAAAUGUCACUGAGUUGGCUAACAAUCUUGAUCAAUAUCACUUUGAAAUUACAUCAGAAGGCGUACUUGAAACUUUUAAGAACGAAACAUACACGAAACUGUACAGCACAGUUCGUCAUUUGCUAUAUCCUUACGUCACGGAAGAUAUCUAUCCACAAAAUCCACAAGAAGACAGUAUAGAUAUUGUUGUUAACGUAAAUGAACAAAGUACUGCCUUAAAUGUAACCAUGGAAACACCAAUAUUGAACGUCAAUUUCUCUAACGUUUUCUUGAACCAACUUACGAAAACUCUCCUCAACAUCAAUCCACAGAGCACAACCAUUGAUCGACUUGGGAAACACGCCCUUCCACUCUACUAUAAACCUACGUGUGUUCUUGACAGUACAAUGGCCAAUACGUUUGAUAACAGAACGUACCCCAUCGAGCUUGGAGAUUGCUGGUACGUUAUGAUGAAGCUCGUUCCGAAACUUGGAGGAAUUACGUCUCAUACACGAAGUUCUCGCCAUCCCCAGGAGUACCUGAAUAGACUCGAUCAAGUGACAGUUCUAGUGAAGGAAGUUGGUAGAAAUAAGGAAUUGCGGGUGUUACUUAGUUCCGCCAGUUUUGAACUGCGUCCUGUUAGCCGUUCUGGCCGGGGUGACGCCGUCGUAGAACUCGCAAUGAACGGUAACCCUGUUCGCUUCACGUCAUCCAGUACGACGCAACUUUACUCAGACGACGUGCUGAUGGCUGAAGUAUACGGUCUGCCGGGUGGAUCAGUGCAUCUCAAGUUCCCUAACAACAGCUUGGUAAUCAUCUACGAUGGGGUACGCGUCCUACUCCAAGUUAGCAACGAGUACCGCGACCAGGUUAAAGGACUGUGCGGAACUUUCGACGGAGAACCUGUCACUGACUUCAAAACGCCGAAGAACUGCAUUGUGGCUGAUCCAGAUUACUUUGUAACCAGUUACGCAAUCGAUGACGAUUCAUGCCAAGUCCCAAUCAAGAAGAUGAAGGAGUUUGGAGAGGAAGAAACUUGUAUCCAGGAAAAGGUUUACUUUGUUGACGCCGUACCUAAACGUCAGUCGAAGACUGCUCGCCAAAGAGGAUUCGACACCUUUCAAACUGCCAAUGAUUCCUCAUCAUCAUCAUCAUCAUCUUCCUCUUCAUCUUCCUCUUCAUCUUCAUCGUCGUCCUCUUCGUCUUCAGAGUCCAACUCCACUUCAAGUUCCAGCUCCAGCUCCAGCUCCAGCUCCAGUUCUGAAUCAAGCGAAUUUAUGAAGACCAAGCAUUCUAACAAACCCGACAACAGAAUUCCCGGUCAUUACCCGAAACACAUCGGAAGUAGCGUCACAUACAAGACCGUUAUCGUUACAGAAAACGAUAAAAGUUGUUUCAGCAAACGUCCCCUGCCCACGUGCAGUACCGGAUACGACACGACGGCCAUGGUGGAGAAGUCCGUACCGUUCUACUGCACGUCAAUGAAGGCCAACGCUGAACAUUACACCAAGAUGGUUCAGAAGGGCGCCAGACUUGAUUUGAGCAAGCAGAACGAAUCUACGUACAUCUCUGUUCAAGUUGCAGUUAAAUGUGCCUUAAGUCCAACAGCUUAAGAAAUGAUGUCGAAAUCCCAGAAACUCUUGUCUUCAGAUUAAAAUACGCAGCGAUCAAAACUUUUUUUUUAACAAAACUGAUGAUGUUACAAAAUUGUAUGUAAAGAAAUUUAUUUAUGAGCAUAAUAAAUGGUUAUGAAUACCACA